CGUCAUCAAAUGCUUUACGAAAAGAAGAAAAAAAAAAAAAAAAAAGGUUGUCUUUUUGGUGCUUUGAAGUUGCAAAGUAGAAAAAUGGGAAUUCCAUCAGAAAUAAGGGAUGUUUGGAUACAGAGAAAAAGAAAUUCCUUCAUAAUUCCUUCCCCUGCUGAAGACGAGAAGAAUUUGAGAGCCAAGCAAUUCUCUCAAGAAGGAAUUCGUGCCGGUGUCAAGGCGGCUGCGGUCGCCGCCGUUGUCAGCGCCGUACCUACCUUGAUUGCAGUACGUAAGAUUCCUUGGGCAAAGGCAAACCUCAACCAUACUGCUCAAGCUCUUAUCAUCAGUGGAGCAUCAAUUGCGGCCUACUUCAUUACCGUAGAUAAAACCGUUUUGGAAAGUGCUAGGAGAAAUUCUCGAGCACAGUUCGACAAAACUGUUUGACUGCUAGAAUUGAAGGUAUUCAGUGGCGAAGGUUCUCAGGACAAGUAUGAUACAUGUCAAUAAGUUUAAAGCUGUUGUAUGCCAUGCAUCCACUUUUUUUUUCUUUUUUUUUUUCUGUGGAAUUUUAUCAUCAAUUAAGCAGUUUAAAUGUAUUUAGGUGAUGUUUUAUGUUUCAGUUUAUAAGCAUGAGAUUAUAUAAUCCUUUUAUGACCUUUAACAUGGAACUCAGUUGAGUUCUUUCA
This is a messenger RNA of Gossypium raimondii (Peruvian cotton), 671 nucleotides long. Its product is annotated as early nodulin-93. The coding region runs from base 10 to 429 and encodes 139 amino acids. Lineage: Eukaryota; Viridiplantae; Streptophyta; Magnoliopsida; Malvales; Malvaceae. The record is from RefSeq and is a predicted model, not a curated record. The transcript has 4 exons.